Messenger RNA from Spodoptera exigua (beet armyworm), 1614 nucleotides. NCBI's taxonomy places the organism in Eukaryota, Metazoa, Arthropoda, Insecta, Lepidoptera, Noctuidae. The record is from the annotation of a GenBank genome assembly.
CAAUUUUUCUGUCUGUCUUUGCAUUUGGUUUUGGAUUCUUAGAAAUCUCCGUAGUUAAUAUCUAAAUUAGCAUAAUGGCUGGUAUAAAACAAGUCAGAAAUAAAACUCUUGUGCCCGAUUUAAGAAAAGAGGGUGAACUUAGCAAGGAUAUUUUGCUCUCAACCCAAAAUAAACACAUUGGAACAACAGGCUCUAGACUUUUUUCACACCAUACACUUGCUAGUGUCAGGCGAUUAAGUUUUUAUCAUCCUUUCUUUUUGCCAAAAGACAGUUUGGAUUUCGUAUUAGCUACGACCUACAAUCAUUCUACUGAGAGAUUCCCAGAUAAAGAGGAUUUGUAUUUACAACCUGAAACUAUUGGUUGUGAUACUUGGCGGCGACUGCGGAACACUUUCGAUAAAUGCCCACCGGUCAUAAUACCCUUGGGGCACCCAAUGAAACGGGGUGGAAUAAAGGAACGUCGAUCUCAAUUUAGCGUGAAGCUCAUGAACUCUGGAGUACAUUCAUCCCAGACUAACCCUGGUUACAGCCGGCAACCGGCGGGUGGUGCCAUAUUCUUUUAUUAGGCUUUUCCGAAAAUUUUCUUACUUUUAUUAUUUUAAUGUUAAAAUGUUAAAGAGGAAAAGUAUUACAUCUAAUUCGCUGGGCUUACAUAACAACGUGAACGUUUUAGGAAACUUAACAUUAUGAAUUUGAUAGUCAUUUUGCCAGUUUUUAAACUGACCUUACUUGAAAAUGAGUGUAACAGUCGUACCGAUUAUUAAAUAAUAGGUAGAGGUACUAAUUUCGAACAUAAUUUACCUACCCAGGAAGAUUAUUACGAAUGAGGCGCAUAAAUUAUCUUUAUUGUGAGUAAUGCCUAACUUCACCAGUCGCUUAGAAAAAAUAAUUCACCUUUAUUAAUCAAAUCACAAUUAUUAUUGAUUAGGGUUAUUAUGGUAUUGUGUCAGGGGCUUUAUCUAAUUUGGAUCCCCAUAAUGAAAAAAGCCAUCGUGUGUAUUAAAGCAAUUUACACAAUUAGGCUCAUUAUUUCAAACUGCCACUAUUCAUAAAUGAUAAUAUAAUAAUAUACCUUAAUAGUACCUACUUAGUGGUAAUAGCGUUGGUAUUUAAAAAUCGAUUGAGUUGUUAUACCCACCAAAACACCACUUUAUAAAUGGCCGGGAUUAAUAAUAUGUGAUCGUGAUUUUUCUAAAUAUUGGCGCCAGGCUGCGAGAGCGGGCUACAGUUUGAAAAUGAAAGGAGUGAAGUAUGUAUUAGUUUUAAAAAUUUGUUGCUAGUGAGCAAAGCGUAGGUAAUUAUCGGUGAGUUUAAUCACAACUCAACCCAUGUACGUAAUUAAAAUAAGUGUCGUUUCUUUAUUGGAUUGCUCAUUAAUUUAAAUAGGUAUUUAUCGAUCAUUUUUGUACUAAUUAGUAUUUCUAGGUUUUUUGUUUCAAUGCAAAUAAGGGUCGUUUGUUGCACGGGCAAGCAUGUUCACUAUUUUAUUUACCUCUCCAAUACAGAGUUGUGUGUUGUGUCUUCGUUAUGUUUGUUUGUAAAAACUCGUGUGAUCUAUUAAAUACAUUUUGCUGUUGUUUUCUGUUUUGCUGUUAUUAUCAUCUGCUUCAUUUA